Acanthosepion pharaonis is the source of this 687-nucleotide messenger RNA. The record is from the annotation of a GenBank genome assembly. NCBI's taxonomy places the organism in Eukaryota, Metazoa, Mollusca, Cephalopoda, Sepiida, Sepiidae.
AUGCCUCGCAAGAGGACUGUAGACAGUGGACGAAUUGACUGCGUAGACGCACCCUAUCUAUCUAUCUAUCUAUCUAUCUUGUCCUUUCUAUCUAUCUAUAUUUUUUAUAUUUACUUCUUUCAUAUCUAUCUAUACUGCCUUUUUCAUAUCUAUCUAUCUAUCUAUCUAUCUAUCUAUCUAUCCUGCCUUUUUCAUAUCUAUAUAUCUAUUUAUCUAUCUUUUUCAUAUCUAUCUAUAUUACCCUUUUCACAUCUAUCUAUCUAUCUAUCUAUCUAUCUAUCUAUCUAUCUCAUAUCUACCUUUUUAAUAUCUAUCUAUCCUGCCCUUGUCAUAUCUAUCUAUCUAUCUAUCUAUCUAUCUAUCUAUCUAUCUAUCCUGCCCUUUUCAUAUUUAUCUAUGUAUCUAUCUCAUAUCUACCUUUUUAAUAUCUAUCUAUCUAUUGAUCUUAUCUCCCAUUUUUUCUUACCAUUUCUUGUCUAUUUCUGUCGAUCUUUCUUUUUCUCUGUCUCUAUAUUUCUUCCUAUUUAUGUAAUUUUUUUUGUCUUACCUUCUCUCUCCUUUCACUAUCUCCUCUUAACUCUGCCUCCUUUUCUCUAUCUGCGUCUCUCUUCUUUCUCUUUUUUACCCUCUCCCGUUCUCUCUAUUUUUCUGUCUUGUGUAAUUGCAGAUUUUAUCGCAGUUUCUUAG